Metarhizium acridum CQMa 102 is the source of this 333-nucleotide messenger RNA. RefSeq lists its product as uncharacterized. The record is from RefSeq and is a predicted model, not a curated record. Lineage: Eukaryota; Fungi; Ascomycota; Sordariomycetes; Hypocreales; Clavicipitaceae.
AUGUGCUGGCCCUCACGACGAGACAGGAGCCAGCAGCUGGAUGGCAAUACGCAGCACUACAAUGCGCGUCCCGUGCCCAUGGCCCAGUGCCGUGACAGGCAACUGAAACCCAGUACGCUGCCGCCGCAACCGCAAAAGGAGCGCAACCACGGGUAUUCGUCCGGUUACGGAGGUGGGGGUGGUUCGUAUGGUAGUGAUGGUGGUUAUGGUGGCUAUGCUGCUUAUAGUGGUUAUGGCGGUUACAGUGGUGAUGGUGGUGAUGGUGGUGGUGAUGGUGGUGGUUGCGGAGGCGGCGACGGAGGUGGUGGAGGUGGAGGAGAUGGAGGUUGCUAG